CGGCCGUCCGGGUGUCCUCGCGCAGCUCGUCCGCGCGCAGCCUGGCAGUUUUCCUCUUCUUCGCCCUCCAGCUUGCGUCCAUGGCCACCGCAGCGAACGAGGAGCCCUUCCCUUUCCACGGCCUCCUCCCGAAGAAAGAGACUGGGGCCGCGUCCUUCCUCUGCCGCUACCCGGAGUAUGACGGUCGGGGGGUGCUCAUCGCCGUCCUGGACACGGGGGUCGACCCCGGGGCUCCGGGCAUGCAGGUUACAACUGAUGGAAGACCGAAAAUCAUUGAUAUCAUUGACACAACAGGAAGUGGUGAUGUGAACACUGCUACAGUGGUAGAGCCAAAAGAUGGUGAAAUUAUUGGUCUUUCAGGAAGAGUGCUUAAGAUUCCUGCGAGCUGGACAAAUCCCUCAGGCAGAUACCACAUUGGCAUAAAAAACGGCUAUGAUUUCUAUCCAAAGGCUCUCAAGGAAAGAAUACAGAAAGAACGGAAGGAAAAAAUUUGGGACCCUGUUCACAGAGUCGCCCUUGCAGAAGCCUGUCGAAAGCAGGAAGAAUUCGACGUUGCCAACAAUUGCCCUUCACAAAUUCUUUCCCAUUAUAGAUUAUUACAAGAUAUUGAAUAUAGUUCCCUGUGCUAUACAGCAAAUAAGCUAAUCAAGGAGGAGCUUCAGAGUCAAGUGGAAUUGCUUAACUCUUUUGAGAAAAAAUACAGUGAUCCUGGCCCUGUAUAUGACUGCUUGGUGUGGCAUGAUGGUGAGACCUGGGGAGCCUGCAUUGCUUCAAAUGAAGAUGGGGAUUUGAGCAAAUCUACUGUUCUGAGAAAUUACAGAGAGGCCCAGGAAUAUGGCUCUUUUGGCACAGCUGAGAUGUUGAAUUACUCCGUUAAUAUAUAUGAUGAUGGAAACCUGCUCUCCAUAGUGACAAGUGGAGGAGCUCACGGAACACACGUAGCUAGUAUAGCUGCCGGGCAUUUUCCAGAAGAACCUGAACGGAGUGGCGUGGCUCCUGGCGCUCAGAUUCUUUCCAUCAAGAUCGGUGACACAAGACUCAGCACAAUGGAGACAGGCACAGGCCUUAUCAGAGCUAUGAUAGAGGUUAUAAAUCAUAAGUGUGAUCUUGUCAACUACAGCUAUGGAGAAGCAACUCACUGGCCAAAUUCUGGGAGAAUAUGUGAAGUAAUCAGUGAAGCCGUGUGGAAGCAUAACAUAAUCUAUGUUUCAAGUGCUGGGAAUAAUGGCCCCUGCCUUUCGACAGUUGGGUGCCCGGGAGGAACCACAUCAAGUGUGAUAGGUGUUGGUGCCUACGUUUCUCCUGAUAUGAUGGUUGCCGAGUAUUCUCUGAGAGAGAAAUUACCUGCAAAUCAGUACACGUGGUCUUCCAGAGGCCCCAGUGCUGACGGGGCCCUUGGAGUGAGCAUCAGCGCCCCAGGGGGCGCCAUAGCCUCUGUUCCUAACUGGACGCUGCGCGGAACCCAGCUCAUGAACGGGACGUCCAUGUCUUCUCCCAACGCGUGCGGAGGUAUCGCCCUGAUUCUGUCAGGUCUGAAAGCUAAUAAUGUUAACUACACAGUUCAUUCAGUCAGAAGAGCUCUCGAAAACACUGCAGUGAAGGCUGACAAUAUAGAAGUAUUUGCCCAAGGACAUGGUAUUAUUCAGGUUGAUAAAGCCUAUGACUACCUCGUUCAGAAUACAUCAUUUGCUAAUAAAUUAGGUUUCACUGUUACUGUUGGAAAUAACCGUGGCAUCUACCUCCGAGAUCCUGUUCAGGUGGCUGCACCUUCAGAUCACGGUGUUGGCAUUGAACCUGUAUUUCCAGAAAAUACUGAAAACUCUGAGAAAAUAUCCCUUCAGCUUCAUUUAGCUUUAACUUCGAAUUCAUCAUGGGUUCAGUGUCCCAGCCAUUUGGAACUCAUGAAUCAAUGCAGACACAUAAACAUACGUGUGGAUCCCAGGGGCUUAAGAGAAGGAUUGCAUUAUACAGAGGUAUGUGGCUAUGAUAUCGCAUCGCCUAACGCAGGUCCUCUGUUCAGAGUACCGAUCACUGCAGUUAUUGCCGCAAAAGUAAAUGAAUCAACCCAUUAUGAUCUGGCCUUGACAGAUGUACAUUUUAAACCUGGUCAAAUUCGAAGGCAUUUUAUUGAGGUUCCUGAGGGUGCAACGUGGGCUGAAGUUACGGUGUGCUCUUGUUCUUCUGAGGUGUCUGCCAAGUUUGUUCUUCAUGCAGUGCAGCUUGUGAAGCAGAGAGCCUAUCGAAGUCAUGAGUUCUAUAAGUUUUGUUCCCUUCCGGAGAAAGGAACGCUGACUGAAGCUUUUCCUGUCUUAGGUGGGAGAGCAAUUGAGUUUUGCAUUGCUCGUUGGUGGGCAAGUCUUAGUGAUGUCAAUAUUGAUUAUACCAUUUCUUUUCAUGGGAUAGUAUGUACUGCCCCUCAGUUAAACAUUCAUGCAUCAGAAGGAAUCAACCGUUUUGAUGUUCAGUCCUCCUUGAAAUAUGAAGAUCUGGCUCCCUGCAUAACUUUGAAGAGCUGGGUCCAAACACUGCGCCCACUGAGUGCAAAAACCAAACCUUUAGGAUCAAGGGAUGUUUUGCCAAAUAAUCGUCAACUUUAUGAGAUGAUCCUGACUUACAACUUUCAUCAACCCAAGAGUGGGGAAGUGACUCCAAGCUGCCCCCUGCUUUGUGAAUUAUUGUACGAAUCAGAAUUUGACAGCCAGCUGUGGAUUAUAUUUGACCAGAACAAAAGACAGAUGGGUUCCGGCGAUGCUUACCCUCAUCAGUAUUCUUUGAAACUGGAGAAAGGAGAUUAUACAAUUCGACUGCAGAUUCGUCAUGAGCAAAUCAGUGAUUUGGAACGUCUUAAAGAUCUUCCAUUUAUUGUUUCUCAUAGGUUGUCUAAUACCUUGAGCUUAGAUAUUCAUGAAAAUCAUAGUCUUGCACUUCUAGGAAAGAAGAAAUCAAGUAACUUGACAUUACCACCCAAAUAUAACCAGCCAUUCUUUGUUACCUCCUUACCUGAUGACAAAAUACCUAAAGGGGCAGGGCCUGGAUGCUACCUUGCAGGAUCCUUAACAUUGUCAAAGACUGACCUCGGAAAGAAAGCUGGGCAGUCUGCAGCAAAACGACAAGGAAAAUUUAAAAAGGAUGUAAUCCCUGUUCAUUACUACCUAAUAUCUCCACCUACAAAGACUAAGAAUGGCAGCAAAGACAAAGAAAAAGAUUCAGAAAAAGAGAAGGAUUUAAAAGAAGAGUUUACUGAAGCAUUACGAGAUCUUAAAAUUCAGUGGAUGACAAAGCUGGAUUCUAGUGACAUUUAUAAUGAAUUGAAGGAAACAUACCCUAACUAUCUCCCUCUGUACGUUGCACGACUUCAUCAGUUGGAUGCUGAAAAGGUUGGGCGUGUUCGAUUUUACUCUGAGUCUCUCACUUUGUUUGCAGUAUUAGAUGAGGAACGAAUGAAAAGACUUAACGAAAUUGUCGAAGCUGCAAAUGCUGUUAUUUCUCAUAUAGAUCAAACGGCCCUAGCAGUUUAUAUUGCGAUGAAGACUGACCCCAGGCCCGAUGCAGCUAUUAUAAAAAAUGACGUGGACAAGCAGAAGUCGACGCUCGUAGACGCCCUGUGUAGGAAAGGCUGCGCCCUGGCCGACCACCUUCUCCAGGCCCGGGCGCAGGACGGGGCUGCAUCAGGCGACCUGGAAGGGAGAGAGGAGGAGGGAGAGAGCGCCCUGGAUUCUCUGACAGAAACUUUCUGGGAAGCUACAAAAUGGACCGAUCUUUUCGACAGUAAGGUUUUGACAUUUGCAUACAAGCAUGCCUUCGUAAAUAAAAUGUAUGGGAGAGGCCUUAAAUUUGCAACUAAACUUGUGGAAGAAAAACCAACAAAAGAAAACUGGAAAAAUUGUAUUCAACUGAUGAAGCUGCUUGGAUGGACCCAUUGUGCAUCUUUUACUGAAAACUGGCUCCCCAUCAUGUAUCCUCCUGAUUACUGUGUAUUCUAAAAUAGGAACCAAGACUUUAAAUUUUAAAAAAGAAAGUUUUAUAGUGAAUGGAUAUAAAAAACAGAUUUGUGGCAUUUUUAGUCUAAUGCAUGUUUUCAUCUGCUAUCAAAUACUGAUUAUUAAAAUGACGUGUAUUUAUCAGAGAA
Messenger RNA from Physeter macrocephalus (sperm whale), 4129 nucleotides. It is a transcript of the gene TPP2, whose product is annotated as tripeptidyl peptidase 2. The record is from RefSeq and is a predicted model, not a curated record. Lineage: Eukaryota; Metazoa; Chordata; Mammalia; Artiodactyla; Physeteridae. Gene Ontology annotation, biological process: proteolysis. Gene Ontology annotation, cellular component: cytosol. Gene Ontology annotation, molecular function: serine-type endopeptidase activity; tripeptidyl-peptidase activity. The coding region runs from base 81 to 3983 and encodes 1300 amino acids. The transcript has 31 exons.